Messenger RNA from Lepisosteus oculatus (spotted gar), 1704 nucleotides. NCBI's taxonomy places the organism in Eukaryota, Metazoa, Chordata, Actinopteri, Semionotiformes, Lepisosteidae. The record is from RefSeq and is a predicted model, not a curated record.
GCCAGCAGCAACCACCUCCAGUACGUCGACGUCACUCUAAGGAAGCUUGUUGGCGUAUCCAUGGUUUCCUGAAUGUCUCAUCCCAUUGGCUCUGCAUGGGAGUGCAAAGGGCAAAGGUGAAAGUGCACGGCGUGUGGUGGCAACAGCGCCUGGAACUGCGGCCAUGUCCGGAACGGAUAGACUUACAGCUUGCAGCCAGAUAUUUCCGCAGACGCUUCAGUGUUAACAACGCGAUUUAGACGGAGGAUGCGUAUGCCGAUAACUAUACCUCUAUACUUGGAGAAUAAAGAAAUCGAGGAGGACGGACGUGUGACAUUAAACGUCAGUGCGGAUUGAAUUUAGCCGAAACCUCUUUGUGACGGUGGGCUGCUUGUGCGAUUUCCUUUGCGUGAAGAGCUAGCACCGUGUUUCCAGAUUAAUGGAGCUACUUCAAGUACUGGAGCCUGAAGACAAGCCACAAGAAUCAACCUGGUAUGCCCUGGUGCCCGCAGGGGAGGGGCCGGGCGAGAGGGUUGGCCACACCUGCACCUACAUUCCCGGGAAAGAUGGACACAAAGGGAAGAUUCUCAUUGUUGGAGGAGCCAAUCCCAAUGGAAGCUUUUCAGAUUCCUACAUCAUCGAUCUGGGUGCCCACGAGUGGGACAUGCCGGACUGGGAGGGCUUGCUGCCCAGAUACGAGCACUGCAGCUUCGUCCCCCAGAGCAGACCUGGCAGCCUCUGGGUGUUUGGAGGGGCGGAGCAGAAUGGCAACCGUAGCUGCGUGCAAGAGUUACAGAUGGGUAAAAGCACUUUGGUACCAAGCCUGGGAACAGCUCCAGUUCAAUUCUCUCUGACAGAGGCAGGUUCAUGGAGGAGUGUGAAAGUCUGUGGGACACCUCCCUCGGCUCGGACCUAUCAUACUUGUUCUGCCUGCAUCGGGGACAGGCUGUAUGUCUUCUCCGGAGGGGACCAGGGAGCUGCACCUGUCUCAGACUCCCAGCUUCACGUCUUCGACUCAGCAUCUCUGACGUGGUCUCAGCCACAAACUCAGGGCAAACCACCCUCCCCAAGACACGGCCACGUUAUAGUUUCUGUCGGCUCCAAGCUCUACAUUCACGGCGGCUUAGCUGGAGAGGCGCUCCACAGUGACCUGCACUGCAUCGACACCACGGACAUGAGAUGGGAGAGGGUGAGAACGAAGGGAGACGUGCCCCCUGGCUGUGCGGCCCACUCUGCGGCCGCCCUGGGAAAAGUCAUCUACAUCUUCGGGGGCAUGACCGCGGCCGGGGCCGUCAACUCCAUGUACAAGUUCCACAUCGACCGGCAGCGCUGGACCCUUGUCACGUUCGGCGGAGCCCUGCCCUCGAAACGCCUGGACCACUCCAUGUGUGUCGUUCCCUGGCGCCUGAGAGCCAGCGGUGACGUCUCAAGGGCGCUGGCAGACACAGGUGGCGGUGGAGACAAAGACGACCCGGCAGAAAGCUUACCCAGAAGACAGCAGGAGGAGAACAGCAGCCUUUCCAGCCCAGGGGAGUUUGUUCAUCUGUGUUUUGUUUUCGGGGGCAUGGACACCGAGGGGAACAUUUAUAACGACUGUGCUGUGGCUGUUCUUAGUCAGUAGAAAGUCUCAGUUCCAUAAAGGAAUUUCAGAACUGACCCAGUUUGUUCUGUAAUUUGUGAUUACCGCCCCCAAGGAUAAAAAUAAAGCCCUGUAUUAGAUACCAA